Molecule: messenger RNA, 871 nt
Organism: Electrophorus electricus (electric eel)
Lineage: Eukaryota; Metazoa; Chordata; Actinopteri; Gymnotiformes; Gymnotidae
Source: RefSeq, a predicted model, not a curated record
UAACGGUCGCUGUUUUUUAAACCAACUGAUCUGGCUCUGCCCCGCGCUCUUUUAACGUUAAUUGCAAUCGUUCCAGCCUACUUUGCUGUCAUUUAUCAAAUAGACGGAAAACAUCGACGUUUAUCGCCUCACUUAUAGGCUAUGUAGUCCUGACUUUAUAUGGGAUUCUGUUUCUGUAGGUCUAAAAACCAAUACACGCGAUACCGUGUGAAUACCCUUUCCUUUUCUCUUUCCAGUGGCUGGCACAGGUGCUGCGCUCCCCGGGUGCCUUUCUAGCGCUUUAUCCGUCUGCACAGCGACGCGACCCGAUGGCUGGGGACAGACGCGACGAGGACACUGAGGAAUUUCGAAACGUCUGUGCUCCGCGGAGUGGAAAUUCAGAACAAACAGAAAGAGCUCAACUAGAAUGCUUAAAUUCAAGCCAAGGGGCCCUGUCAUCAAUAAGACCUGCAUUUAAGAGAACAUCCAGAAGCUCGCCGUCACGGACAGACAACGGCAGACAGAGGAGGCAGCCAGAGAUACGGAUCCUAUCUGUAGAGCCACUGCCAGUCACUUCCUGGUUUGCAAGGUCUACAGGGGGACUUCAGCAACACCCUCUGUCAGUCUCGGCCAGUUUGGGACAGCAGCAUCCCUGUCUCCGACCAGACUUGGUGGGGAAGCCCAGGCCAUCAUUACCAAAACCACUGACCACAUCUAAAGCCGGCGGACCUACACUGGACACAGACCCUCCUGCUGACCCACACAGAGCCCAAAGCCAGUGCCAGCCAGCCACACACUGACCAAUCCACAUCAGUACGGCAUUCACUCAUUUCUGUGACGUUCCCACUGUCCAGUUACAGGCCUCUGAGCAUUAUAAGACGCCAUUUCCUGA